AUGUUCGUUGCGGCAGCUACUACGAGCCUCGACCUGGGACUUCAGUGUGUGCACAGCCUUUUUCAGGCCGGAUCGCUCUUCGCCUCAACGUUCCGAGAUGCGCGGCGCCAAGAGGAAGCUGGCGGCCGGAGGCUCCAGUGGUCCUUUGUGCGACGUUUGGGCCGGAACCGGACCAACAUCCUCGCAGGCCUGCUGUCUAUGGUCGCAGAGGAAGGGCGCGAACUUCGGGCGGCGGAGGUGGGUGUGUUCAUGGGCGAAACUUCGUCGAAGCUGUUGGGCCUCUUUGAAAAUCUCAGGAUUCUCCUCGUCGACCCGUAUCACUUGCACACCGAGAAUCACACGACGCAGUUUAAUCAGUUUGAGGAGUUUUACAUCUCCUCCCGCUCCACAUUCCUGGCAGCAGCUGGGGCCACACAGCGCUUCCGGCGGCGGGCAUCCUUUGUGCUGCAGACCAGCGCCGGGCUGCAGUGGCUGAGGGGCGAUCUUGAUCUUGUCUUCCUCGAUGGCGAUCAUCGCUAUGGAAGCGUCCGGAAAGACAUCGAGGUCUUCUGGCCGCUCCUGCGGCCGCACGGCAUCUUAGCCGGCCACGACUUCGCCCCCACGUUCCCGGGAGUGGUAGAGGCAGUGACGGAGUUUGCCUUAGAGUUCGACCUCGAGCUGCUCCUGGCUGCCGAGGUGUGGUGGGUGUUUAAGCCGCCGCUGGCUGGCUCAGUUCAUCCUGGGCGACCUGAGUGGCUUUCGAAGGUCAAUCGCCGAGGCAGCUGCUACAACUGA
Molecule: messenger RNA, 774 nt
Organism: Symbiodinium natans
Lineage: Eukaryota; Dinophyceae; Suessiales; Symbiodiniaceae
Source: the annotation of a GenBank genome assembly